UCAGUUGAGCGCGAGCGUUUUCGCGACGUUCUACAUUUGAAUUAUUUUAAUUUUAAAAUUACGCUCGUUAGUUUUCGUACGCGGAUUUUUUUUAACUGCCAGAACUUUAAAGCUGUGAUAGUUUUUUUGUGUGAGGAAUAUUCUGGGUAAUAAGAUUUAGACAACCUACGAUGGAUCCCCUUCUAGUAGAUAUCAUACAUUUCUACCCUGUAGAGAACGCACAGCCGCACAAUACCAAAAAAUUUGAAGCGCUGAACAUAGAACCAGCUACCGACGUCACAACCACCAUAGUGAGGCGUGGCCAACCCUUCAACGGGGUGGUGCGUUUCAACAGACCCUACGAUGAGAGCGAUGAUACCGUGCAGCUAUUGUUCACACUUGGCGACAAACCCGCAAUGGAUACCCAGGGAUCAGUGUUCCUGAAAAGGGACGCGGUGCCUGACAAACAUUCCUGGAGUGCCAAAAUAGUGGAAGUGGGAAACGAGGAUAACACCAUAUCCUUCGAGAUUUCAACUCCAGUAAACUUGCCAGUUGGUAGCUGGGCGCUCCGAGUUGUCACCAGGUUGAAGAGUUCACAGGCGCGGGAGGUGUAUGACUUCGAUCAGGACUUUUACAUCCUCUUCAACCCCUGGAAUCCAGAUGAUCAAACCUACAUGGAAGAUACCGACUUGCUUCAAGAGUAUGUGCUGAAUGACAUAGGGAAGGUGUGGGUGGGUCCCAUUAAGACUACGAAAGGGAAGCCGUGGUCAUACGGACAGUUCGACGCUGUGGUACUGCCAGCGGUGAUGUUCAUGUUGGACCGCGCUGAGAUGCCUUUCCAUCAGCGUGGAGACCCAGUGAAAGUCUCAAGAGUCAUCUCUCGCAUAGUUAACUCCAACGACGACCAAGGCGUCCUGAUCGGGCGAUGGGAUGGUGAAUACGAUGAUGGAACUGCACCCUCCGAGUGGACCGGCUCCGUGGACAUCCUGGCGCAAUACCUGGAGUUCCAACAGGAGGUGGCUUAUGGACAGUGCUGGGUGUUCGCUGGUGUUGUUACUACCGUUUGCCGCGCCCUCGGUAUCCCCUCAAGGGUAGUCUCCAACCUGGUAUCAGCUCACGACGCCAACAGUUCGCUGACGGUGGACAAAUACUACACUGAGACAAUGGAGGAGCUGAGCUUUGACCCCAACAACCCUCAGGGCGCCGACUCCAUCUGGAACUACCAUGUGUGGAAUGACGUUUGGAUGGCUAGGCCUGACCUGCCACCAGGUUACGGUGGCUGGCAAGCUGUAGACGCAACUCCUCAAGAGACGUCGUCAGGAAUGUUCCAAUGCGGUCCAGCUCCCCUAGAAGCCAUCAAACAAGGCGUGAUCGGCCUGAACUAUGAUGUUGAGUUCAUGUUAGCUUCAGUAAAUGCAGACCUGAUGAGGUGGAGGAAGGACCCUGAAUCAGAGACUGGGUAUUCGAUGGUCGAUACCAACAAUUAUCAUAUCGGCCGCAUGAUCUUGACAAAGAAGCCCUUCGUAUUCGACCCUAUUGGAGAUGAGGACAGGCAGGACAUACUGGGCGAGUACAAACACAGUGAAGGAACUGCUUCAGAGAGAAUGGCCUUGAUGAACGGAGUUCGGUACUCGGAGAGAGCAAAGAGAUACUACUCUGUCGCCGCUAAUUUAACGAGCGAUAUCACAUUCAAACUGCGUGACAUCGACACCGUUCCCAUUGGCAAGGAGUUUAGGGUGAUUGUCGAUAUCGACAACAAUUCUGAAGAGGGUCGUAACAUCAAAGCAGCUUUGACGGCAACGAGUGUGUUCUACAACGGUGUAAGAGCUGAGCUAGUCAAGAAGAUCGAAGGGAAAAUCUUCGUCGGCCCUACCAAGCAUGAAGAAAUCAGUAUCCUAGUGAAACCAGACGACUAUUUGCCGAAGUUGGUGGAGUACUGCAACAUCAAGAUUUCUGCGAUGGCCAUCGUGGACGAGACCAAGCAGUCGUGGGCUGACGACGAUGACUUCCAAGUGCUGAAGCCCAAUAUUAAUAUUAAGUUCAACGAAGAUCUGAUCAUCGGGCAACCAGCGACCGCGGUCCUGUCAUUCGUGAACCCCCUGGAUAGACAUUUAACGGGUUGCGAGUUCAGACUGACUUCCUCAGGCAUCGCUGGUAGAACUCUUCGUUUGGCGGCAUCUGGUGCUGAGCCUUUACAGCUUCUCAGUGUUGAACUGCCAGUUCAGCCGAUUAAACUUGGCAAAAUCAAUUUCGUGGCAACAUUCAAAUCCGCUGAACUGAAGGACAUAAACGGUGCAGCCAGCGUUGACGUCUACGAAGGAUAACUUACAUGUUUAAGUUUAUUUGUUAGUUCAGAACAGUGGUGUAACUAUUAUGUCAAAUUGUAUUCGGUAACUGCUUGGAAUGUCGCUAACCCAUUGAUUAAAUAUGUUACCUUCUAUGAGAGUUCUCUGUAACGUACCAAUACCAAUCUGCAUUUUAAGGUGAACCUUGCCCUAAACCUCACCCAAUCUGCGAGGAGACCCGUUCCAUGUAGUGGGCCGGUAAUAUGUUGAAGAUUAUAACCAACUAGCUGUGCCGGAGAACUUCGUACUGCGGAUCAUUUUUUUUUUUAUGAAUGUUAUAUUUUAAUACUUAGGUACUUCCGGUCUAAAAGGAAUCCAAAAAAUAAAAUAUCAUAAAAAUUGAUCCAGCCGUUCUUGAAUUAUAAAUGGUGUAACUAACACAACUUUCUUUUAUAUAUAGAUUAAAAAGUUUGUACCUUUAUACUUUGACAGCUACCCCACUGUUCACUAUAAAUCUAAAGUUUAAUUCAAUAAAUAUACUCGUAAAUUUAAGGCAAAUAGGUUAAGUACUUUAUAUACAUAUAUUUUUAUAGAAGAUCUAUUUUUUGUUACUAUAUUGAAUAUUGUACCUACGUUAUACGUAAUUCUGAGAUUAUACAGAUAAUAACAUGUGCCAUAUAAUGGCAACAUUUUUCGAAUCGGUAGCUUUUAUAACAAAUUUAAUUGUAAAUUAAAAGUAAGUGAACGUUAAGUAUUACCGACGAAACCGUGCCGCUAAGCGAUUUAGCGUUCCGGUACGAUGUCGCGUAGAAACUGAUUGGAGGUACCCCCUAUCAGGCUAGCCCGCUACCGUUUUAGACUGCAUCAAUAG
Molecule: messenger RNA, 3135 nt
Organism: Pararge aegeria (speckled wood butterfly)
Lineage: Eukaryota; Metazoa; Arthropoda; Insecta; Lepidoptera; Nymphalidae
Product: hemocyte protein-glutamine gamma-glutamyltransferase-like
Exons: 15
Coding region: 171-2303 (710 amino acids)
Biological process (GO): peptide cross-linking
Molecular function (GO): protein-glutamine gamma-glutamyltransferase activity
Source: RefSeq, a predicted model, not a curated record